AUGGGCGCAAAUGAUGCCGCCUAUGGUGCCAUUAUUCCCUAUCUUGAAGAGUACUACGAUCUUACCUAUGUCGUAGUUUCGCUCGUAUUUCUCUCUCCUAUGGGUGGCUAUAUUGGUGCCGCCCUCCUCAACAACUGGCUGCACGUCCAUCUUGGUCAGCGCGGAAUUGCUUUUAUCGGACCCGUCUGCCACCUUGUGGCCUACGUGGGCAUAGCUCUGCAUCCACCAUACCCCGUCCUGGUGGUCCUAUUCAUCUUCUCGGGUUUUGGUAACGGCGUCGAGGACGCUGCCUGGAAUGCCUGGGCAGGGAGCAUGGCCAAUGCGAACGAGGUCCUAGGAUUCUUGCAUGGUUUCUAUGGACUUGGUGCUUUACUUAGCCCGCUCGCUGCUACAAGUCUAAUUGCGAAGCGCGGAUGGCAGUGGUACCAGUUCUACUACAUCAUGCUUGGUGGUGCAGCCAUUGAGCUUGCAACAUCUCUUUGGGCCUUUCGGUCAAGGUCAGGCCAGGUUUAUCGCGAACAGAACCCCCGUACGAACGCAGGGGGUGAAGGCCGUCUCAAGCAAGCGCUCAAGAGCCGUGUCACCUGGGUUGCCUCUAUCUUCCUUUUCAGUUACGUGGGAGCUGGGGGUGCGCUUGGGGGUUGGAUCGUAACCUUCAUGCGCCGAGAGCGAGCCGGUGGCGAGUUCGAGUCCGGGAUUGUCGCGACUGGAUUCUGGACUGGCAUUGCUGCCGGUCGUCUUGUCUUGAGUUUCUUUACACCAAAGCUUGGCGUGAAAUUGGCUGUCCUGGUGUACAUCUUCAUCGCCAUUCUAUGCCAACUCAUAUUUUGGCUUGUCCCAUCUUUCCACGUAUCAGCCAUCUUCGUCGCACUACAAGGCUUUUUCCUUGGUCCACUGUUCCCAGCUGUUAUCGUCGCAACUACCAAGGCCCUCCCGGCGUAUCUCCACGUCUCUGCGAUAGGCUUUGCCGCCGCAAUUGGUGUCGGCGGAGGUGCUGCACUACCUUUUGCUAUUGGUUCGCUAGCUCAAGCAAAGGGUCUUGGUGUCUUACAGCCCAUCAUUCUGGCCGUUCUCGCAGUACUUUUAGUACUAUGGCUCUGCUUCCCAAAGCUGGAAAAGAGAACAAUGGAAGAUGGCAUGUCGCUACCGAGGCCGGAAGAGUCAGGAAAGCGGUGGCUAAACAUUGAUUUCGAUCUGGUCGAAACUGGGAGACGCGCCAUUGCGAAUGCUCGGGGUUGGUAG
Molecule: messenger RNA, 1242 nt
Organism: Alternaria atra
Lineage: Eukaryota; Fungi; Ascomycota; Dothideomycetes; Pleosporales; Pleosporaceae
Exons: 4
Coding region: 1-1242 (413 amino acids)
Biological process (GO): transmembrane transport
Cellular component (GO): membrane
Molecular function (GO): transmembrane transporter activity
Source: RefSeq, a predicted model, not a curated record